Messenger RNA from Didymodactylos carnosus, 933 nucleotides. The record is from the annotation of a GenBank genome assembly. NCBI's taxonomy places the organism in Eukaryota, Metazoa, Rotifera, Eurotatoria, Philodinida, Philodinidae.
AUGGAUUGCAUCUCAGCUGAGACGUUACGAAAAGAACACGAAAAUGAACUCGUAUUAAAUUUUCAAUAUAAAAGCCAAAUUUUACGCAAAAUCAAUACAUUAUACAAUCGUCUACCAGGACACAAUGGCUCUAGUCCACAUGGUGGCACAACAAUAUUGAGUAAAGAAGAAGAGUCUCAUCUGGUUUAUGUGAUAAAAACAAUGCAAGAUUAUAAUCAUCCUGUAUCAAAUUCAAAUGUAUGUACAAUAGCUUGGUGUUAUAUGGCAGAAUUAAAGAAAGAUAUUCCAGAUAAUGGUCCAGGUAAAGAUUGGUUUUACGGUUUUAUGAGGAGAUGGUCAUCCGAGUUAAAGAUAAUGAAAAGUAUGAAAUUUGAAAAAGCACGCAAUGAUGCAUUGUCCGUUCAAGUUCUCGAUAUUUGGUUUAACAAGUUGUAUAUAAUGUUAAAAAAACUCGAUUUAUUCGAUAAACCGACAAACAUAUUUAACUGUGAUGAAAGUGAAUUCUCAGAUGACCCAGACAAAAAGUCAGUUGUUGUCAGGCGAGAAAGACGGUAUUCAAUUGAUGUUCAUGGUGGGAGUGGCAAAAGUCAGACAGCAGUUUUGUUGACUACUUCAGCUAGCGGCAGAUUUUCGGUCAUUGUAGAUGACAAAACCGUUCAAUCAUCCAUACCAUCAGCCUCUUCUACUUCAUUAUCAAUGGAUGCUUCACUAAUUGAUCAAAUCAAUAGUUCGUUAAUAACUACUACACCUGUUGUUUCUGCUUUAAAAUCGUCUGUCUCGAAAACGUCAUCAAUAAUUGCCUCGUCAUUUUCAUUACUUAAUGCAUCCCAAGAUCCGUCUUCGUCGCUGUCAAUUGAUUCUAGUGUUAAAACAAUUAAAAGCUUGGUCGAACCUGUAUCUCCAUAUAAUAGUAAGAUCUUUUCCGCUUAUUAA